Messenger RNA from Prunus armeniaca (apricot), 393 nucleotides. The record is from the annotation of a GenBank genome assembly. Lineage: Eukaryota; Viridiplantae; Streptophyta; Magnoliopsida; Rosales; Rosaceae.
AUGAAAAGGAAGAUGUGGUUUCAGAAUGUGAAGAUAAAAUUGAUUGUUGUGGGGAUCAUCAUUCUCAUAGGCUUUGUGAUAUUUUUGUCAUGCGGCAUUGGUAAAUUGCUCUAUCUCUUUGAGUUGCUUACCUUGUUAGGUUAUGCCCGUCCUGUUUUGCCAGCCAUUUUAGGAUGGGGUGGGGGAAGAGAUUAUAAACGUACAGCCGCACGGCUAUACUAUCUAAUUACAUUCGAAUAUUUUAAGAGUACAGCCGAGCGGCUAUACGCUUUAAAUACACGACGCUUGCACUCGCAGAGGACGGAAUUUUCUCUCGCAGUCACUGCUUCGUCCUUCGGGUUCCGCACUGAAAAAAGACCUAGCCGCCUAGGCGCCCGCCUAGCUACUACCUAG